AUGGAGGAGCAGCAGCCAUUGGGGAAGUGUAUUGGGCUUUAACAUUACUGAGGAGGACUCUCUCUCCCAUUCUGGAAUACAAAAUAGACUAAUUGAAGGCGAGCGAGGAUAUAAGUAUAACACGGAUUCAAAGGCCCACACGACACGACGUAACAUUAACUUGAGGAACCACAACCAGGAUCCGGCUGCUUUCGGACUCGGUCUCUGAGGCGACAGACGUGAACUGUAGAAGUUACAGCUGAGCUAGCUAUAGCCACUGACGCUAAGCGGCGCAGCUAGCCACACAUAGCUAACUGUAACUGAUCUGUGAAGUUGCUUUCAAAUCACGGGGCUUGAAAUCCAGUCACAAGCUCAGGCUCUGUGAGAAUCCAGGGACUUGCUUCAUGAAUUAUGUCUGCCACAAGCAUUGACCCUCAGAGAUCAAAGGGACAAGCAUCUAAAGUGCAAAAUGGUUCACUGCAUCAAAAGGAGACUGUCCAUGACAAUGACUUUGAACCUUACCUCACUGGUCAAUCAACUCAGAACAACAGUUACCAGUCCAUCACCGACCCCUACCUGUCCAGCUACUAUGCCCCCUCCAUUGGAUUUCCGUACCCCCUCAGUGAGGCUCCCUGGUCCACAGGUGGGGACCCCCCUAUUCCAUACCUCACCCCCUAUGGACCCCUGAGUAAUGGAGACCAUCAUUUCAUGCCGGACACAGUCUUUGGCCAGCCAGGGGGCCUGGGAAGCAGCAUCUACCCCCACAGGUUUAACUUUUUCCCUGAAAAUCCUGCCUUUUCUGCUUGGGGCACAAGUGGCUCCCAGGGGCAGCAGACUCAAAGUUCAGGCUAUGGUGGCAGCUACAGCUAUCCUCCCAGCUCCCUUGGGGGCACCUUGGUGCCUGAUGGUCAGACAGGCUUUCAUAGUGACACCCUCAACAAAGCCCCCGGUAUGAACAGCCUGGAGCAGGGCAUGGUUGGCUUAAAGAUUGGAGGGGAUGUCACUGGCCAGGGGUCUGGUGUCAAGGCUGUGGGAUCUGUGAUUGGCGGUCCAACAGUGGCAGCCACUGGCAAUGGAGCCACACCCAUUGGCAUGCCCCCACCCAAACCAACCUCCUGGGCCGCCAUUGCCAGCAAACCUGCCAAGCUACAGCAGCUGAAAUCUAAGGUAAAGCCAGGGAUGCCCAAUCCUGGAGGUGCUCUGCCUCCGCCACCCAUUAAACACAACAUGAACAUUGGGACUUGGGACAAAGGCCCGGUGACUAAAGUAGCCACAUCUCCAAUGCAGCAACAGCAGCAGCCUCUUGGCCUGCCUCAUGGUAUUCCACCUCAAGCCUCCAUGCAGCAAGGACCCAUGCAGCCUCCCCCUCCUCAGUCUUUGGUGCAGCCCCAGAUGCAACCCAUGGCUUUACAGCCUCAGCCCCCCCAUCACCAGCACCAUCAACCACCACCUCAGCUCUACCAAAACCACACCCAGCCCCCACAACCCCAGACCCGAUGGGUUGCCCCACGCAACCGUAAUCAAGGCCAAGACAGUUGUGGUAUGGUGGGUGUGGUUGGAGGUGGCAACAGCGGUCCCCAUCCUUCUGCUGGCCAGGGACCGGGUGGAGAGUCCCAUCCAGUGCUGGAGAAGUUACGUGCCUCCCACAGCUACAAUCCCAAGGACUUUGAAUGGAACCUGAAGAAUGGUCGUGUUUUCAUCAUUAAAAGUUACUCUGAGGAUGAUAUCCAUCGCUCCAUCAAGUACUCCAUCUGGUGCAGCACAGAGCACGGCAACAAGCGGCUGGACUCAGCCUUCCGGGCCAUGAAUGGCAAAGGUCCUGUGUACCUGCUGUACAGUGUCAAUGGCAGUGGUCAUUUCUGCGGUGUGGCAGAGAUGCAUUCACCAGUAGACUAUGGCACCAGUGCUGGUGUUUGGGCACAGGACAAAUGGAAGGGCAAGUUUGACGUAGAAUGGUUGUUUGUCAAGGAUGUGCCUAACAGCCAGCUGCGCCACAUCCGCCUGGAAAACAACGACAACAAGCCAGUGACCAACUCCCGCGACACCCAGGAGGUUCCUCUGGAGAAAGCCAAACAGGUGCUUAAGAUCAUCGCUACCUACAAACACACCACCUCCAUCUUUGACGACUUCUCCCAUUACGAGAAGAGGCAGGAAGAGGAGGACGAGGUGCGCAAGACCUUUGAACCAGCUCAGAUACAAAACCGCUCACGAUUGGAUCAGGAGCGUCAAAACAGGAAUAAACAGUAGAGGACAUUGAUCCUUGGCUUGAUCAACAGUUACACUAGGACUUUUGAUUUAAGAGACAGAAGAUUAUGACAUUGCAACCAAGCCCUUCAUUUUUUUCUCUGUUUAAUCCCAGUGAAUCUCUGCCAUUGUCAAGACUUGUGCUUUUUUGCCCCCAUACUCCACCCACCUCUUGUGCAGGGAUAACAAGCUGAUCUAAUGAAUUACCAAUCCACCACCAUACACUUGAGUUCAUUGUUUUAUAUUUCUGUUCCCCUUCUUUCUCGUACUCUGCUCUCACCUUCUUUCCAAUUGAAUCAGAGUUUGACUGCAUCAUGGAGAAAAAAAUCUGUCACUUGAUAUUUUAGUACAAUCAGAACAUAUGUGUCCUGCCCCUUUUUGUCCAUUUGAGGGCAGCAUUGCCAUGCUUCAGAGUUAAAACUGUGCCAACAGGGUUGGAGGAUCCCAAAGGCAAAUGUCAGACUUGGAUCUGCGCUAAUAAAUCCUUGAUUUAUCUAUUUUUCAUUCAGAUAAACAAAAUUUCUAUUUUUUGGCUGACUAUUGACAAUUUGCAUUUCAGAAAUCUGUUUUUUCUGGAGCCUUAAUGGGUUUUUUUUCUAAUUAUUGGUGACUUCUCAAAUGGACUGCUCAAAACUGCUGGAGAAAUCAGGGAUAGCGUGAAGUCACACACGGCUGGAGACAUUUCAAAGGAGGAACUGCAAAGGCCUCUGGGAAAGGAAAUGGUGGCCGUGUCCUCCACAGCCAGAACUCUCACGAUUGAAAUGAAAAUAAUUGUACUAAUGACGUCCUUUCACGCCCCUCUGCUUGGCUUUCUGUUAGUGUUCUGUCUGUGUGUUUCAUCAGGAGAUUGCUUGCGUCUGAGAGAACUGAGAGAAACUUCCACCGUUUUACAUUAUUUUUAUCUUCUAUUCAGAAUGAAUUAUUAUGUGUUUGUCACAAACUGGGAGGUUUCACACAUUUGUCCAUCCACCGUCAUUGUUUUUUCCCUUGAAUUCAGUCUUGCUAAGUCUAUCAUGUUGGUCAUAAUGAUAAGCUUUAAUGUAGGAGCCUAUAUAUUCAUGGAGAAAGCCUAAAAAAAAUGUAUAACCUAAAAAUUAAUGUAACUGAUUUACUAUGAAGUAAGAAAAAAUUACAAAUGAAAAGUGGUUUGUGUGUUUUUUUGUCAGUAGAUUGAAUCCGCUGAUUAUGAUACGGUUCAGUCAUCUGAGGGAUGUUCAUGCAGAGAAGAAAGUCAAUGGAUGUGUGUGUGCCAUGCAUGGCAGAACUGCGGUGGUAAUGUUGAAAGUGUGGUGAUGUUCACUCUGUUGUUGUGUUGGUCACAUCGGGGCAGAUUCUCUCGGAGUAGUUUUGAAGUUCAUCCUUUUGUUUUAACAAUCACUGUGUUCUUGCUUUGAAUUGAGGUCAGGAUAUGUUCUCACACUUUGAUUUAAAAUGGGACAUUAUAUGCUAUUCUAUUGCAUUGUGGUGAAUUAUCAUCACACCAGCAAACAGAUCAGUGAUAAAUGUGUUGUUAAAAUGACGUGUUUCAUGUUGUUUGAACAACUGUCGCAUGUUACAACAUGUUUAUUAUUUUAACAACAUACGAUAGUUAAUUGUGAACAAUAUACUUACAAAGUUCUUACCAUAAACCUAUAUUGUAAGAAAUGUAUAAGUAUAUUGCUCUGACAAUUACGUUGUGAGGUGAAACAUGUAUAGUUUUAACAAUAAACCUGUCAUGUUGUAUAACAUGA
Messenger RNA from Solea senegalensis (Senegalese sole), 3953 nucleotides. RefSeq names its product YTH domain-containing family protein 1-like. The record is from RefSeq and is a predicted model, not a curated record. Gene Ontology annotation, molecular function: mRNA binding; N6-methyladenosine-containing RNA reader activity. Bases 391 to 2226 code for a protein of 611 amino acids. Gene Ontology annotation, cellular component: cytoplasm. Lineage: Eukaryota; Metazoa; Chordata; Actinopteri; Pleuronectiformes; Soleidae. Gene Ontology annotation, biological process: mRNA destabilization. The transcript is spliced from 6 exons.